Messenger RNA from Mirounga angustirostris (Northern elephant seal), 1692 nucleotides. RefSeq names its product early activation antigen CD69-like. Gene Ontology annotation, cellular component: external side of plasma membrane. The transcript is spliced from 5 exons. Bases 81 to 680 code for a protein of 199 amino acids. The record is from RefSeq and is a predicted model, not a curated record. NCBI's taxonomy places the organism in Eukaryota, Metazoa, Chordata, Mammalia, Carnivora, Phocidae.
UGAACAAGAGCUUUGACAAAGAAUUUUGCUAUAGAUUGGCUUGACCUGGGAUUAGCCAGGGAAUCUUCACUAGAACAAAGAUGAAUUCUGAACAUUAUUCCAUAACAGAGAACAGCUCCUUGCAUCCAGAGGGUGGACAACAAGGUAAUGCUGCCAGCCCUCAUUUUGCAACACAGCAUGAAGGGUCCCUUCAAGUUCCUAUCCCAUGUGCUGUUGUGAAUGUGGUCCUCAUCACUGUUUUAAUCAUAGCUCUCAUCGCUAUGUCAGUGGGCCAAUACAAUUGUCCAGGCCAAUAUAUGUCCCCAUUGCCAUCAAAUAGCCAUGUUUCUUCAUGCUCUGAUGAUUGGAUUGGAUACCAGAAGAAAUGCUAUUUUAUUUCCACUGAAAAGAGGGGCUGGAUGCCGGCCCAAAACUUUUGCUAUGAACAGGGUGCUACUCUUGCGUUCAUUGAUUCUGAAAAGGACAUGAGCUUUUUAAAACAGUAUGUGGGUAUAACUAAUCAUUGGAUUGGGCUGAAAACUGAAGAUGGUCAGACAUGGAAAUGGUCAGAUGGCAAAGAAUUUAACAACUGGUUCAGCCUCCCAGGAUCUGAGAACUGUGCAUUUCUGAAUGGUACAGGGGUCAGCAGCACAGCAUGUGGAAAGAAUUUAUAUUCGAUAUGUAGCAAACCCGCUAAAUAAUGAGGAAACAUAUUUGCUUUUAGACUGUUAUACCAUGGAACUCAAGGAAAUUUGUGUUGAUCGAUGCUGCUCUACGGUCAGAAAUUUUCCACAAAGACUUUCUGAAAAAACUUUGUCUUAUUUUGGAAACCUUCUUCCAAACAAGACUAUGGGAAGAAAGGUAGCGAAAUUCCAGGAAUAUCUGCAUUGUGGAACACUCUUGCCGUGAGCGGAAAAAGUCACAGGUUGACUGAUCGUUACACCCAAGAAUGAGAAGAAUGACUUUAAACCUUAUGGAUGCACUUUAUAUUUUUUAGAAUUAAAAAUAAUAAAAUAACUAGGCUUAGAGUUAUUAUUUAUUGUUGAAUGACUACCAAAACUGAGUGUGCUUCAUGUAUUUGCACUAUUUGAAAACGUUAGGUGGUGGUAUUAAAAACCGAAUGUAAACAAGAAAUUUUAACUGGCAGCACAGACAUUUAGUCUAAAUGCUUUUUUUUUUUAAAUCAGAGAACAUGUAUAAGUGGACAAAUGCUUAUGAAACUAAGCUUUGUAAUAUUUCUCUCUUUUUAGAGAAGUUUGCCAGGUUACGUUGUCAUUUUCCCACCAAAAGAGUGGUAUGAUCAUGUAUUUAUAUUGUUGUUGUUGUUUUUACUUCUUCUGUGUAAUUCAUCUUUUUCAAUGUUACAUAAUUCACUGUCUUAAGAAUCUUACAUGUAGCAUUUUACAGAGAUAUGGACAAAAACAAAUAUGAGGAAUAUUUGUGAAACAGAUAAAGUAUUGGAAAAUGUGCAAUAUGUGAUGUGGCAAAUUCCUAUCAGGAAAACUUCUGUAUUGUCAAACUUGGAAUAAUAAUGGUCUUAUCUGACUAUAAAUGUGUACCUUUCCUAAUCAAUUCUAUCAUGUGCAAUGCUUCUUAUGAAGUAUUUUCCGAGUGCAAUAGUGUUUCUUUGUCUUUUGUAUUCAGUGCCAUUAUAAGCUGAUUUUAUGUAUGUUAAAAUAAAAGUAGAAUCAACCAUAAAAAAAUAAAAGUAGA